Messenger RNA from Aplysia californica (California sea hare), 1028 nucleotides. RefSeq lists its product as uncharacterized. The record is from RefSeq and is a predicted model, not a curated record. NCBI's taxonomy places the organism in Eukaryota, Metazoa, Mollusca, Gastropoda, Aplysiida, Aplysiidae. Bases 170 to 955 code for a protein of 261 amino acids. The transcript is spliced from 3 exons.
CCUCAGAACAGACAUGGAGGAAGGCGACCCUCUUUGACCUGUCACCCCUUGAAUGACCCUGGCGUUUUCUCUUCCUGCUCUACUGUAACCUCGACCUUGACAAACUAGUUCCUCCCUGAGUGCUCAGUCUCUCCCCCCCCCCUUAUACACCCACACCCACACCCUGCAUAUGCCAACGGCACGCCCCCCACUCAACCACCCCCUGCAGUACGCCCGUGAACGAGAUCUCUCUCAUACGUCCGACAUUGCUGGCAACAGAACAAUGACCACCGGCCACACAGACCAGUCGUCUUUGCUGUCUUCAUCGUCAUCGUCAUCGUCAUCAUCGUCCAUGUCAUCGUCAUCAUCGUCCAUGUCAUCGUCGAGUAGCGGUUUAUCGCCACUAGUGACGUCAGCACAGAAGAAUGGCACUGAGCACAGCAGAAACAGUACAGGAGUGACGGGGGCGGUGACGAAAGGACCAGCAGAGGACGGUCCAGCUACAGGCACUGUUGUCGCCAUCAUAGGAACUGUGGCCCUGAUCGUCGUUCUGCUGGCUCUAACCUACUGGUACCUCCGGCGGUCAGGGAAGCUCCGGAAGGGGUUUGGCUUCACGCGCGUGCGCAGUAGGCGUUCCUCCACCUCCGACAGCAGAAGAGCUCUGGACGAACCCCAUGACGUCAUAAUGACGGGUACCGGCGACGCCCUGAAGCAGCGCAGGGGCCGAGAUGAGGCGUUCACUAUCGACGACGUGGAAGACGAGGAGGGAGGGACGCAAGUAGGGGAGGAGGAGUACUACUAUGACGAGGUGUUCGGCCAAUCGCCGUUCGGAGACGAGCGCACCAAUACGUCGGUGCGGGAGCUAGUGAACGCCUCCGAGGAAAACGAUGAGGAGAUGCUGGACUUUGAUUUUGAGACACUCGGGAUAAAGAUCGACGACUACAAGCUUGACGCUCCGAGAAAGUUCACCGUGUGAUCAGGACUCGAGUAUCUUUUUUUAUUCUCGCUUUCUCUUUCUCCUUUCUCUCUCUCUCUCUCUCUCUCUUUCU